AUUUUUAUUUAGCCAUCCCUGAUCAGCCAACCACUUGACUGCAAUUCGGGAUUUUUUGGUGGAGCAAUUACUAGCCAACUCUAGGGAUUUCUGGUAAACCUAUAUCUGGGGAGGAGCUAGGACUCUUAGAGACCAAGGCAGUUUUCUUUCUUGAAAAACUACCCAACGCUCCGUGAUAAAGUCUUCUACUUCUUUCUUCAUCAGCUACACGCAGAAAAAUGUUGGAGAAGCAGCGGGUCAUGUACACUCCAAGACAUCCAAAUGGGACCCUUGAUAGAAAGGGGAAAAUGACAGCCUGGCCCCUCUCCAGGUUGUGGAGAGACUCUGAUCCAAUGCUGUUCCAAGUGACCUUGGCUGCUGCUCUGUUGGCUACUGUUCUUGGUGAUUGUGGUUUACCACCCGAUAUACAGUUUGCUGCUCCAGCAAGUGUGCUCAAUGAGACAAGCUUUAAAACUGGAACUACUCUGAAAUACAACUGCCGCCCUGGCUACAGUAGGACCAGUUCAAAACAUCAGUAUCUUAUCUGUGAGAAAGGAGGCAGGUGGUACUAUAUUACCUUCUGUGUCAAGAGACAAUGCAGCAACCCAGGAGAAUUACAUAAUGGGCAAGUGAUCAUUAAGACAGAUUACUCUUUUGGAUCACAAAUCGAAUUCAGCUGUUUCGAAGGAUAUAUCUUAAUUGGCUCAACCACUAGUCAUUGUGAGAUCCAAGAUAAAACAGUUGCCUGGAGUGAUCCUUUCCCAGAAUGUGUGAUUGCCCAGUGUCAAGCCCCUCCAGACAUCAGCAAUGGGAAACACACUGGUGGAUAUGAAGAUGACUACCGAUAUGGCUCUUCUGUUACCUACAGUUGUGACAAAGGCUUCUCAAUGUUAGGCAAAGCUUCCAUUUCCUGCACAGUGGAGAAUAAAACAACAGGUGUCUGGAGCCCCAGCCCUCCUACCUGUAAAAAAAUCAGCUGUCAUCGGCCAUAUGUUAAAGAUGGAAAAAUAGUCACGGGAUUUGGACCCAGCUAUACUUACAAAGACUCUGUUGAAUUUGACUGCAAUAAAGGUUUUAACCUCAAAGGCAGCAGUUUAAUCCAUUGUGGAGCUGAUAACAACUGGAAUCCACCUCCUCCCAUUUGUGAGCUCAAUAGUUGUGUUGACUUACCAGAUAUCCCACAUGCUUCCUGGGAAAUAUAUCACUACCACAAGCCACCAAAAGGAGAACUGUAUGAUGUUGAGACUGUGUUGAAAUACCACUGCUAUCCUGGCUAUAAACCUGCUGAAGAUAAGCCUACGACUGUGACUUGUCAGAGAAAUUUGACGUGGACCUCAUAUGUAGAAUGUCAGGAGGUGUGUUGCCCAGAACCAGAUCUGACGAAUGGCAAAAUCCUUCAAAGGAGAAAAAAAAGUGUUGCCAGUAGCUGUGACUAUUUCUAUGGAGACUCGAUUUCAUAUUUAUGUUUUGGGAGAGAAGUCUUUGACGCUUCAUGCCAAGGGGAUGGCACGUGGAGUCCUGAAACACCAACAUGUGAACGCAGUUGCAGUCAUCCUCCUGUCAUCGCCCACGGACAUUAUGAAAAAGUUGGUCGAUUCUAUAAUAGAAAUAAGGAUAUUAAAUAUGAAUGUGACAAAGGAUACGUGCUGCAUGGACAGGACACGCUCUCUUGCAGUUCUUCACGCUGGUCACCUGAAGCCCCUCAAUGCAAAGCUCUGUGUCUGAAACCAGAGAUAGAACAUGGAAAGCUGUCUGUGGACAAGCAACAGUAUAUUGAAUCUGAAAAUGUCACCAUCCAGUGUGACUCUGGCUAUGGUGUGGUCGGUUCCCCAAAUAUCACCUGCUCAGAGGACAGGACCUGGUACCCAGAGGUGCCCAAGUGUGAGUGGGAGGUCCCUGCAGGCUGUGAGCGCGUUCUAGCAGGCAUAAGCAUCAUGAAGUGUCUCCCAAAUGUGGCAGAUGUGAAAAUGGCUCUGGAGGUGUAUAAGUUGUCCUUGGAGAUUGAACGCCUGGAACGAGAGAGAGAUGAAGCGAGAAAACCCACUUGAGCUAUCCCUAUUUUUCUCAAAGAUGGAGGAAAACGUGCGUUGCUGCCUUCAGUUCAACACAGAUCACUUCAGCUUAGCAACUCUACCAUCUCUUUGGCCCCAAACUCAUUAUAAUAGAUAUCUACAAAGGAUAAUUUACUAAUGUUUAGUGCUUUGAGAUUAUAGAAUCAUAGAUCUUCUUGUAGCUCAGAAUUUUGCUUUUGGAUGUGUAAUGUAUUUUUCAAGUAAAAAACUUAUGUAUCAAACCUGA
Hipposideros armiger (great roundleaf bat) is the source of this 2277-nucleotide messenger RNA. RefSeq names its product complement component 4 binding protein alpha (gene C4BPA). Lineage: Eukaryota; Metazoa; Chordata; Mammalia; Chiroptera; Hipposideridae. The coding region runs from base 219 to 2027 and encodes 602 amino acids. The record is from RefSeq and is a predicted model, not a curated record. The transcript is spliced from 12 exons.